Oncorhynchus nerka (sockeye salmon) is the source of this 3623-nucleotide messenger RNA. RefSeq names its product ly6/PLAUR domain-containing protein 6B-like. Bases 2218 to 2748 code for a protein of 176 amino acids. The transcript is spliced from 4 exons. The record is from RefSeq and is a predicted model, not a curated record. Lineage: Eukaryota; Metazoa; Chordata; Actinopteri; Salmoniformes; Salmonidae. Gene Ontology annotation, molecular function: acetylcholine receptor regulator activity.
AGGCCUGAUCAUUUUUUAAUCUUCAUCUGUACUGUUUCUUAUGGUUGCAUUAUCAGUAGCUAGUUGGCUUGCUUUGGCUAACGUUAGCUGUGUAACGUUACAAGACUAGGGGAUUGUUUGAAAGAGAAAUUCACAUCUACUACGAUGAGAUAUAGUGCUCCCUUAUUUCUGUUUAUCAUCACCUGUUAUAAAAUGACAACAAUGCCUUGCUAGUUGACUUUCGAAGCCCUGUUUCCUGAAGCAUUCUGCCCUGUCCUGAAAUAUCUCCGAGUGUACCGUCAUGUUGUGCCUGGAUGUUUGGUCAGGACGUGUCAUUUUAUUAAUUUGUUCGUUUUGAGAGACUCAUUACUAAGCACUUCCCCACACAACACACAUUGUGGGCACUCCUCGUUAUUUCUCAAAGUUUGUAUGAAAGAGACAAAAAGUCAUCACUGUAUUUGCGUCUCAUGACGAUUGAGCUCAGUCAGAACUUAUGGCUAUCAUGGGUCCAUUUCAUUACCGCGGUGAGUGAUGGCGAGUGGGAAUAACAAGUCAGUGGCUUGAACGACAGCGCCGCAGCGUGUGGGUCGCGCAGUGAUCUUCAACAAAACUGCAGAAAUUAAAUAUUUAUACAUUUACGUCGCGACGAACCAUUGACAGGUGGGUCGCAACCCAUACUUUAAUUAAGAAACUCUGCUCUAUGCUAACCUGAAAGAAACUGUCUGUGUUGUAGAAUGGUUAUAAAAUGGUAAUAGUUUUUUGGGUGACUUGGGUCUAUUUGUUAUUGAGGUGUCGGCCCAGACACAGGAAGUGAUUGAAUCAACACCAGCCUCUAUUGCACCACCAGGAAGGAGGAGGAAAUGGGUGUCGUCUGAAAACUCAAUGAUUAUCGCCUCUGGGAAAAUAGUGCUUUGUUUUAUCUUGUUUUUCAUUGGCAUCGUUACUUGACAAAUAAUACAUUGCGGACUGUCAGCAUUUUCAAACUCUAAAGGCAUUGCAAUAUAGUUCCAUAAUGUUAUAGUUAUUAAGUAAUCAUUUCAGAGUGAUGACUCAACCGCUUGUGAUUUGGAAAAGCCAAAAGGUGUGUUUUCUCAACUCCUUUGAGAGUGAAUUUCUAGUCUGGGACUGAGGACAGUUGGAGAUGAGAGAGAGCCUAAAGAUGGUGACUUGAGACAAUGUAGAAUCAAUUCCUUUGGUUGAUUUAAUCAACUUAUUGGAUAUUUGAAUCAUGUGCCUUGGGGUUCAUCCUGCGACCAACUCCCUGCAGACACUUCUGUCUCUAAAAGACUUGUCUCUUUGAUCUAAGAUGACAAAUUGGAGGCAUUUCAACAUAAUGUUAUCAGAAUCCCAAUAAUGUUCUGCUAGACUUUCUCUAUGUUCAAAUGCCUCCAAUUUGUCAUUUUAAUGUUAGCAGAAUCCCAAUAAUCUGCUGCUAGUAUUUAACGUGACACAAGGCUCGUGUUCAGCUGAAACUGCUUUGUGUUUUGACCUCUCCACUCUUCUGUUUUGCCUGCCUUUGCUACUUACGACUACCAUUACAUUAAUGAUAAUUGAUUACAAAUGUGAUAAUAAUAAUGUGAUAUUAACAACAUAUAACAACAUGUUCAGCCUGUUUGCUCUGUUCAUCAAAGGUCCCAAAAGAGCAGCUGUCGAUCGCUCUUGGCUCCUCUCAUAAGUGGCCCCAGAGGUCCCUAUGAGGGCCUGUAGGCUACUCUCCAUUGCCUGCUCAAAUAUCAGCUAUACAGGGAGGGAAUCGUCUUUUUAUCCCCUCUACGGACUCUGCGGAUCCCAGUGAGCCAGUGUGCUCCCUGAGACGUUUCUCCGGAUCUCUCUGAUUACCCCGCACCACUCACCUGUAACCCAGGUUACCUGACCAGAGGUCAAGGUUCAGAGGCUGGAGGGCCCGAGACCUGAUAAAGAACAGAGCCAUUCAAUAGCUCUCUGGAGUCCUACCCUUCAGCUCAGAGGCUUGACUCCUCACCAUUGACUUAUUCAAUACCGUGGUAAUCCACCUUCUCAAUGUCCCAGAGAGGGUCAACUGUUCUUUAUUUAUUUAUGUUUGUCUCGAUAUGAACUACUCCUUCUAGUCACCCCUUACUCUCUUCGUCUCUAUUUCCGCCCCUCCUGGUUCUAGAUCACAUCCAAUGCUUCACAAAUAUGACUAACUAGAAUCCCUGACUAUAGAGCCAUCCUGAUUCUGUGUCUGUGUUGAAGGUUACUGCUAGAGGGACUGUGAAGAUGUCAUUGACCACCGCUCUCCAUCUCCUGGCAAUGGUGGCAAUGUGUGACCAGGUUAAAUCUCAUCGCAUCAACUUCUACAAUGUCAAACCUCCUGUGGAAGCCACUCCGUUCCCUAAGAGCUUCAAGUGCUUCACCUGUGAGAGAGCUGUGGACAACUACACCUGCAACCGCUGGGCUGAGGACAAGUGGUGUCCACUGAAUAGCCAGUUCUGUAUGACAGUGCACCAUUUCACCAGUCACGGCAAGACCAAGUUUGUGACCAAGAAGUGUGCUGCUCGUGAGGAGUGUCAUACGUCUGGCUGUAGACACCACAGGGACACGGGUCACACUGAGUGUGUGUCAUGCUGUGAGGGUAUGAUCUGCAACGUGGAGGUCCCUACCAACCACACCAAUGCUGUGUUUGCCAUGAGGCAGCAGGCCUACAGCUCAGCUCCAUCCCAGACUCCUGUUAGGAUGACGUGGAGCUGCUGCUGGCUGACGUUACUGCCCACUCUGGGCCUGGGGCUGACCGGGCUGGUCCUACUGUGAAACUACUGUCCCUCAGACCAGGUCCCUAUAGAGGGGACCAGACUGGACCAGACCAACAUGUCCCUCAGACCAGGUCCCUAUAGAGGGGACCAGACUGGACCAGACCAACAUUUUCCUCAGACCAGGUCCCUAUAGAGGGGACCAGACUGGACCAGACCAACAUGUCCCUCAGACCAGGUCCCUAUAGAGGGGACCAGACCAACAUGUCCCUCAGACCAGGUCCCUAUAGAGGGGACCAGACUGGACCAGACCAACAUGUCCCUCAGACCAGGUCCCUAUAGAGGGGACCAGACUGGACCAGACCAACAUGUUCCUCAGACCAGGUCCCUAUAGAGGGGACGAGACUAGACCAGACCAACAUGUUCCUCAGACCAGGUCCCUAUAGAGCGGACCAGACUGGACCGGACCAGCAUGUUCCUCUGAACAUGGAGGAUGUGUGUUUUUACAAGUCUAAUGGUAAUCUGUGAUAAAGAUGUCACAUGGAUCGAUCAAUCACAAAGGACUACAAGCAGUGUCAUAAUGACUGAUGCUUGGUUUACCAAUGACCACUGAUGGUGGUCCUGGCAAUGCUAAUCAGGUGUUCAAUGUUUGGGAUUCCACAUGGACCAGGAAGAAGAAAUGAACUGACUGAACACAGGCAGGAACAGCAUGCCCCAUUCCCUUUAGAUUAGGGAGAAUUCUGGGAAACGAUCAAUGAAAGACAUGGAAUCUGGAGCUUAGCUCUGUCAAAGUCAACUUAUGAAUACUUGAGCCACAGUAUGUCACAAAUAAGAUACAUUUUGCACAUGAAUGUUACGAAAUAUUGUUGCUUGUAUUUUUGUAUAACAUAACUUUAUAUAACAUAACUAAAAUAAAAUAAAAUGGAUAGAAUGUGA